This is a messenger RNA of Pichia kudriavzevii, 948 nucleotides long. RefSeq lists its product as uncharacterized. The transcript has a single exon. Gene Ontology annotation, biological process: protein dephosphorylation. The record is from RefSeq and is a predicted model, not a curated record. Bases 1 to 948 code for a protein of 315 amino acids. Gene Ontology annotation, molecular function: protein tyrosine phosphatase activity. NCBI's taxonomy places the organism in Eukaryota, Fungi, Ascomycota, Pichiomycetes, Pichiales, Pichiaceae.
AUGUAUCUACAAAGGCGAAGAGGUACUCUGUCGGCGUUUUUUUCAUCUCUCCCCCUUCAGCUUGAAGUUGGUUUCAUGUACACUUUAUUCUGCCCUAAUGUUCCCCCUUCCUAUAGUUUUUCCGCUUACCCAAUGAAGCCAGCAGGUCGACUAGUCGAGGAGUACAAGGCGCUACAGAGAGAAGACAGUUUGAAUUGGAAGAGAUUUCCCAAAGUGUCUGGCGGGAGAGGUAAGGAUAGAUACAGCAACGUCUUACCCUAUGCACACAGCAUAGUCAAUCUGCAGAACGGAGAAUACAUCAAUGCCAACUGGAUCCGGCCAGGCGGAGACAGUUGCCAUGGGGGCAGCAGUAGUGAUGAGGUCGAGGACGGGGUCAAGUACAUAGCUACCCAAGGACCGCUGGCGACGACAAUUGGAACCUUUUGGAGUAUGGUUGAGGAGCAGUGUUGCAGAUACUCCAAAGUGUGUGUUGUGAUGCUGACCGAGGUGGCAGAGAACGGGCAGGAGAAGUGUUUUGACUAUGUUGACGGCAUCGACGAGAGUGUCCGGCGGAUUGGCGGUGGAUUUGACAAGGUCUUUGAGGAGAGAGGCAAGGUGGAGAGGCGGUUCUACAAGGGAGAACGUAUGGGGGAAAAUGGAUGCCGUGAGUUGAGACACUACUGGAUACGAGAGUGGCCAGAUUUUGGUGUCCCUAAUGGGGAGCAAGACAUGGUGUUGAAGGUGGUGAAGGAGAUCGAAGGGGUUGAAUGUGUCAUUGUGCACUGUUCUGCUGGAGUUGGACGGUCAGGCACGUUUAUUGGUGUUGACCAUUGUUACCGGGUGCGCAAUGGUGCCUGUGGGGUUCCCGACACCUUUGAUGUCGUGUACAACAUGAGGCGAUGCCGGGUGAUGAUGGUGCAGCGGAUGGAGCAGUACGAGUAUCUCAACAAGGUUAUAGAGAAUAUAUAG